AUGGAUCAGUGUCAGGAUAAAGAGAUGAUGCUUAAAGCUGUUGCACAGAGGAAGAUAAAACUUAUCAAAUUACUUCUUGAUGGAGGAGUAGAUGUGAACUUUCAGGGAUAUGACGGUAAAACACCAUUGAUAGUGGCAUGUAGUUUUCUGCAUCAAAACGAGGAGAGCGAUUCCAUGAUUAUGCUAAUCAAUUUACUUAUAAAAGGCGGCGCUAACAUAAAUGCCCAGGAUAUGAAAGGUCGUAGUGCACUUAUGUAUGCUGUACGUCAUGUUUUGGCAACUGAUAUAAUUCAAAUGUUAUUAGAUAACGGUGCAGAUCCAAAUAUACUUGAUGAUGAAGGACGAAAAACGUACUAUGACAUAAGAAGAAAUAUAUGGCCUAGAUGUAAAAGCAUUUUGAGAAAGUAUUGGAAGUCACAACAUGACACAAAUAUAACAGAAAACCAUCAUUACACUCAUGAUUUGCAAACGAUGUUGACAAAAAAAUGGUGA
Mytilus trossulus (common blue mussel) is the source of this 492-nucleotide messenger RNA. RefSeq names its product ankyrin repeat domain-containing protein 34B-like. The transcript has 3 exons. Lineage: Eukaryota; Metazoa; Mollusca; Bivalvia; Mytilida; Mytilidae. Gene Ontology annotation, molecular function: protein binding. Bases 1 to 492 code for a protein of 163 amino acids. The record is from RefSeq and is a predicted model, not a curated record.